AUGGAGCGCGAAAAAUAUGUCAUUNAGACCGCCGAAGAUAGGGCCAAGGUGCUAGCUGAAGGUCCGUAUCAAAUUUACGGGCGGGGAUUAAUACUCAAGGAGCUUCCCAGGUGGUUCCAGUUCGGGGAAGAUGAUGCUAAAAAAGUUCCGGUAUGGAUCAAUUUACCCUUUCUACCGGCAGAAUGCUUUAAUUCCAAGGCCCUAGGGAAAAUCGCAUCUUACGUGGGCGAACCAAAAGCAACCGACAAAAUCACAGCAACACAGGAGCGUUGCAAUUAUGCUCGUGUCCUGGUGGAGAUGGAUCUAUCGAAAGAUAGGGUAUACAACAUCCCAAUCACCACCAGAGAUGGUAACAAAUUCGAUCAGAAAGUGGAAUAUGAAUAUGUGCCACCUUACUGCAGUCACUGUAAACACAUAGGGCACCCACUUUCAAAAUGCGAUAGAUACAAGGGACACGUAGCAAAGAAAGCCGAGGGUAAAAAACCCGUGCAAGGCAACAAUCUAGCAGCAACUGAAGGUGACAAAACCAAAGGUGGCGACCAACCAGGAAAUGCACCCAAGCACACCAAGCCAUCUACAAAGGCCUCCAGCAAGAAGGCCAAUGCGGAAGACAAGAGACAAGAGCCAAAUGAGCAGAUGAUUGAAUUGGAGGCUUCCAAGUCAGUGCCUAAGGAUUUGGAUGCAAACAACAACCCAGACCCAUCAUCAUCAAACACGCGUCCAGCUAAUGACGGUGGUUGGCAAGAACAACAAGCCAGCCAAGCAAGGCAAUCCCAUGCAGCAGAUGGCAAUAAGAGCAGGAGCAUCUGCAAAACUGAAAGACAAACUCUUCACGAGGAAAGAUACGGCCAAGGACAACCAACCGAAGAAGGGCUCUGGUCCUUCCUCAAAACAAUGAUUAUAGCCGCAUGGAAUAUUAGGGGCUUCAACGCGCCCCUAAAACAGGAUGAGGUUGCCACCCUCAUCCGCAAGAAUAACAUAGAUGUUUUGGGACUUUUGGAGACUAAAACCGACAAUAGGCGCCUCUCGCUCUUUGUUAACAAGCGGCUGCCAGGUUGGGUUUUCUGUGAGAAUUUUGAAGUUAAUGAUCACGGGCGCAUUGCCAUCCUUUGGAAUCCUGCGAAAGUUGACCUUACAGUUCAGAGCAUCUUGCCACAGGUCAUUUUUGCUACACUUCACUGCAAGGUUAGUAAGCAGAUUUAUACGAUUUCUCUUAUAUAUGGACUGCAUUCAAGAGGCGAACGCAAGCAUCUCUGGGAAUCUCUCAAGUUAUUUCAUGCGAGUAGCACAUUACCUUGGCUACUCCUUGGUGACUUCAAUACCAUCCUCAAGGCGGACGAGAGGGUUCAUGGAGACAGAGUCACUUGUAGGGACACCCAUGACCUCGCUGAUCUCUGUACCUCUUUGGGCUUAGUGGAUAUCCCCUCAACUGGUUUAUUUCAUACUUGGACCAAAAAUCGGGUAUGGUCCAAACUUGACAGAGCAAUGGUGGACAAUGCUUGGGAACAGGCCAACCUUUUUGCUCACGCAAACUUCCUACCUUCGGGAAUAUCAGACCAUUCCCCGUGUAUUGUCUCUAUCUUUGAGGCAAGGAGCACAGCAGGAACUCCUUGGAGAUUUUUCAAUAUGUGGGUUCAUCACGAAAAUUUUCUCCCAUAUGUUGAAGAUAUCUGGAGGCAACGCAUCACAGGGACAAUGCAAUUCCGGCUGAGCACAAAAUUGAAAACUUUAAAGAGUAAACUUAAGGAGCUCAAUGAGGAGUCAUUCUCUCACAUCUCUACCAGGGCAAAGGCUGCUAAAACUGCCCUCAAGAGUGCCCAACAGAUUCUACAUGACCACCCAGAUGACAAUGAAAUCAAGUCCAGGAUGCCAAAUCUCAGGCUCCAAGCUAUUAACUUGGCCAAAUCUGAAAAACUGUUCUACCAGCAAAAGGCGAAGUGUCAUUUUCAGAUUAAGAGUGACAAAUGCACACGAUUUGACCAUGCCAUGGUCAAGAAGAGGGCUAAACGCAACUUUAUUCCCUCAAUCACUCGUGAAGAUGGGACACCUACCACCUCACUCGAUGAAGUUGGCAAUGAGUUCGUGGGCUACUACAAGCAGCUGCUAGGGACUGGGGCUGAAACCGAGGACAUUGACUAUCGUAUCAUCUCUUCCGGAGCUUGCCUAUCAGAUGCCGACUGCAAUUUGCUUAUGGCACCAGUGAGCGAAGAUGAUAUCAGAGCUACGCUCAAGGACAUAGCAGGAGACAAAUCUCCGGGGCCUGAUGGUUAUACAUCCACCUUUUUCCUGAAAAGUUGGGACAUUGUUGGAGUGGAUGUGACUGCGGCAAUACAAGAAUUUUUUCGAUCCGGCUCGCUACUGAAACAGUGGAAUCACACUGCACUCACUUUGGUGCCCAAGUCUACUCACACAUCAUCGGUAACAGAUUACAGGCCCAUCGCUUGUUGUAACACAUUGUACAAGAUUUGUUCCAAGCUACUUGCUGGGAGAAUCAGUGAAGUCCUUGACCAAAUCAUUGACAAGGCGCAGGCAGCAUUCGUGAAGGGAAGAAAUAUGUCAGACAAUAUUCACAUUAUGCAGCAACUCCUCCGGCAAUAUGCACGGAAACGAGUAUCCCCCAGGUGCACAAUCAAGAUUGACUUGCGUAAAGCUUUCGAUACGGUCUCUUGGGCCUUUUUGGAACAAAUGCUUGCAGGCCUUGGCUUCCCUAGGACCUUCCAGAAAUUGAUUAUGGAGUGUGUCACAACUCCUUCGUAUUCAAUCUCAGUCAACGGGAGACUAAAGGGGCAUUUUAAAGGAGCACGUGGACUUCGGCAAGGUGACCCCCUAUCACCGUACCUUUUCGUGAUUUGCAUAGAAUAUCUCUCGAGAUUGAUCGCGUACAACACUAGAGAGGGUUCACAGUUUAAUUAUCACUCGAUGUGUGAUUGCCCCAAAAUCACCCACCUUGCAUUCGCCGAUGAUUUAAUGCUUCUGUCCAGAGACUUCGAGGCAAAAUCGGGUCUCCAAAUGAAUAUCCGUAAGUCCAACAUUUAUCUGGCCGGUGUGGAUAAUGAUAAGCGUGCAUCAAUACUUCAUGACACGCAAUUGCAAAGCGGACCAAUGCCUUUCAGGUACCUGGGAGUCCCUCUCACGGCAGAUCGUAUAACCGUGAACCUGUUUAAUGAUAUGGUGCAGCAUAUUGAAUCCCAAAUCAAAGCGUGGCACGCUCAUACACUUUCAUAUGCAGGCCGACUGGAGCUUAUUCGCUCGGUUAUUCAAGGGAUCGAAUGCUUCUGGAUGAGCAUCUUUCAGCUACCGACACUUGUUCGUACCAAAGUUAUCCAGCUCUGUAGGCAAUUUCUUUGGGGCUCGAAGAGUGCAAAUGUCGCUUGGGAUAAUAUAUGUUUGCCGCGCUUGGAGGGGGGAGUGGGACUUCGGGACAUAAGGGCCUGGAACCAAGCUUUACUCACGCGCACGCUAUGGAACAUUCAAGGCAAAAAAGAUAGACUUUGGUACAAGUGGAUUGACCAAGUCUAUCUCAAAGGCAGCAGUAUUUGGGACUGGACGAUCAAAAAGAAUGACUCGCCGCUUUUCAAGAGCCUAUAUGAGAUCCGGAACGCCCUGAUCGCAAAGGCUGGGAGUGAGCAAGCUGCAGCCGCUCUAUUGCGCAAAUGGAGAAAUGGAGUUGUCUGGGGUCCAGCCAACACACCCAAACACUCCUUUAUCACGUGGCUAGGAAUAGUUAACCGGCUCCGCACCAAAGACCGGCUGGGAUUCAGGGACGAGGAUCCAACUUGCAACUUGUGCAACAGUGCAGAGGCCAUCGACACUUCAUGGCGCCUUGAAAUGGACAAAAAGAGAAGCACGAGGGGCAUCUUGGCAUGCCAAGUUAAAGAAGGCAGCCCUAGUAGCGACAGUCUACUUCAUUUGGAACGCUCGAAACAGGUUAAUUUUCGAAAACGAAGUGCAAACGCCGGAGCAUGUCAUCCGCAAGAUACAGACGCAUGUCUACCGAACUUUAUUCAUGCUGUACCCAAACGUUCUUGCCGACGUAGAAAGAAGGGCCCUUGGAGAAUGCUAGGCCACACUGGCCUGCGCGCCGUACCACGCAUUUGCCUUGUGUAUCUUGUACUUUGGGACUUUAGAUUGAGCAACCAACUUGUGGUUCGCCAUCUAGAUAGUAAACCGUGA
Striga asiatica is the source of this 4173-nucleotide messenger RNA. The record is from the annotation of a GenBank genome assembly. Lineage: Eukaryota; Viridiplantae; Streptophyta; Magnoliopsida; Lamiales; Orobanchaceae.